AUUUCCCCCAGUCCCAGCCCGUCAUUCUCUCAGCUCCCCCGCCCCUUCUCCCUGCGCUUCUCGGGGCGAACAGGAGGAAGGGGCGGGCAGGAGCUGCUGCUGCUGCUGCUGCUGCUGCUGCUGCUGCUGCUGCCGCCGCUGCUGUUGACACUGCUGCUGCCACUGCUGCUGCCGCCUCUGCCGCCGCCGCUGCUGCUGCUGCAUCCACCACCGCGCCAGGAAGGCAGGCAGGCUGUCAGGCAGGCGGGCGUUUCUCCUCCCACGGUCAGCGCUGUGAGCGCGGAGCUCCGGCCGUGGCCCCUUCGCGGGCUUCAUUCUUUUGCAUCAAGGCGAGCCAGGACAGGUGCCCCGAGAAGUACUGAGCCCAAACGGGGAGCCCCGGCCCCCAAGGGUCAGGACUUCCCCUGCCCGCAGCUACAAGCAUCCUACCUAUCCUACCCGGGCGCCGGCCACCAUGCUGCCCGCGCCUGCGGCGGGAGCAACCCCAGCGGAGCAAGGCUAACCUGAUCUCCCUGGCCAGUCCACCCACCCUCUCUUACCCUCUCCGGGCCGCCCUGCAGCCCCCCCAACCCCAGCCAUGGCGAAGCAGUACGAUGUGCUUUUCCGGCUGCUUCUCAUCGGGGAUUCCGGGGUCGGCAAGACCUGCCUCCUGUGCCGCUUCACGGACAACGAGUUCCACUCCUCUCACAUCUCCACCAUCGGAGUCGACUUUAAGAUGAAGACUAUAGAAGUAGAUGGCAUCAAAGUUCGGAUACAGAUUUGGGAUACUGCAGGGCAGGAAAGAUAUCAGACCAUCACCAAGCAGUACUACAGACGAGCCCAGGGAAUAUUUUUAGUCUAUGAUAUCAGCAGUGAGCGAUCUUACCAGCACAUCAUGAAGUGGGUCAGUGAUGUGGAUGAGUAUGCACCAGAGGGAGUCCAGAAAAUCCUUAUUGGGAACAAGGCUGAUGAGGAACAGAAAAGGCAAGUGGGAAAAGAACAAGGCCAACAGCUGGCUAAGGAAUAUGGCAUGGACUUCUUUGAAACAAGUGCCUGCACCAACCUCAACAUAAAAGAGUCCUUCACUCGUCUGACAGAGCUGGUUCUGCAGGCACACAAGAAAGAACUUGAUGGUCUUCGAGCACAUGCCAGGGAAGAGUUGGCACUGGCUGAAUUGGAAGAGAAAGACAGCAAAACUGAGGGCACAGGGAACUCUUCGAAAAAUUGUUGGUGUUGAGGAACUCAUGUGGGGCAUCCCCUACCCCAUGCCACAUUUUCUCCUCCACAGACCAGGGGACAGUAAAGGGCUCUGGGUCUCACUCCCCUACUGCUAUUUCCUCACCCUGAUAACUUCAUUGAAUGUCAGUAGGUAUCAUUGUCCAGCCCCUGAAGCAAGGGUCUUAUGCUCUGUUAGUGACCUUUUCUUCCCCUCCAGGAACUGCUAUCCUCAAUUGUUUUCCCUGAACCUCAGGCUUCCUUUGUUCCCAAGAUGUAUAGUGAUGAGCUUCUACAGUCUCUAUCCCUUUACUCCCCCAUCUUGAUCUUUUGGGUCCCUACUUCCUUAGAGAGCCUGAGACCAUAGCCACAUCCACUCUUUUGCCUCUCUCUGUCUCACAACCUCACACAACCAUGAUCCUCUAUUGUUUGUUAUUAUCAGUGCUGUCAACCCCUCCAUUCCUUUUUUUCCCUCUAUUCCCUUUGCCUCAAGUAGGGGCUAGUUUUAGGAACUGGAGCCAAGUUCACAAGUCUUUUUUAUUUCUGUGCUCUCCACCACAGUUAGUACUACCAUGUAUGGAGUUCAUUCCUAUGCACUAUAUUUUGGCACUACAUUUGCCUGUGUUGUGAGGAAACCAUAAGGGAGCAGGGCAGAGGGAGUAAGAGCCCUCUGGAGUACCUUAGUAUGUGGUAAAGCCUACCCUACCUGUCCUACUCCCCAAUUCUGAUGUCUGACCCUACCUGAUUGCUUCUGGCAUUUUGGAAUCAGUUGCUUUUGCUUCCCAACUUUGAUUGAAGACACUCUUCCUACUAGAGAAUUAGACAUGGAGGCAGAAAAAAAUAUCAAUAGGAGGCUGAGUAAGGGAAAGGGGUAGCUUAGGAAAAGGUAUCUGGGUAGGCGGAUAGAAACUCUCUUGUUUGGGAGGAAACGGACUUCUUUGUCAAAUUGGGCUCAUUUCUCUCACUUCUAUCCUCUCCCUACUCAUAAGCACAUACAUUUUUCCUGUUCCUGUACUCCUAUAUUUGAAGCAAAUAGAUCAGGGAGAUGACAUCCUACUGUGGGGAAGACUUUGGGACCAAUAUUAUCAGUAGACAAACUCUUAAGUGGUAGGAUGGGGGACCAAGUCCACAAAAUCAUGAAGGGGCAGCAUAGUCUGUGAGAUAAUGGCAACAAUUUGCUCUUAGACUGCACCCUCAAGGAAAGGUGAAGCUUUUUGCCUUCACUUUUUGAGAAAAGCAUUUUCCUAUGAUCUUUGGGACCAGAGAAGGAAGUUGUACAUUUUCAGUACCUUUUUCUUGAACCCAACUUCCUUCUAACUCAAUCCAUGUAUUUGCUUGACAAAGAAUUAGUGAGACCAUAGACUUUAGAAGAUAUUAGAUAUACAUUCUACCCUUGUUUCAAGAAUAAAGCUGAAGAGUAGGAGAGAUGGCGGAUCCCAGGUGAGAAGCUCUUAGUGAUAUUCCGGGUACCCUUGAGGAUGAAGUGUACACUCUUCGUUCCUAUAGCAGGUUGAUGUUGGCAGAAUGUUUCUAGCUGAAAAUUCAUUGCUCUACAACUGCCAAAAGGAAAGAAGGAGCCUGAUAUGUUUAUUCACAGCCUCUAGCUUAGGAAGAUGCCUUUUCCCCUCUGUGUUCUUGAGGCUCCACAUGUCCUAGCCUGAACCGAAUUUGCCUUCAUGUCCAAAGUGACUGAAAGUAUGUUUCCCUCUUGGGAGAGUAAACCUCAACAGUUUGGGAUCAUCAACUCCCAUUUGGGGUCAUCCCACCCUGGCACUGCAGUAUAAGAGCAGCCUAGAAGAGAGGUCAACUAUCCAGCUGCCUUAUGAUACCUCAAGUAGGGGUCCUAACAAGACUACUGAGGAUUCAGAAACUUAGAAGUAAAAGUAAUUGUGUACCAUGGCAAGAAGUAAAGGGUAUGUGUGACAAUGCCUCCCUUCCAACACACCAUCUAAAUAGUUCAAUUUGGUCUCUUUCCCAAGACACAGGUAAUGGAAAGGUCAGGAAAGGUAAGAAUGGGAAUAGGAUGAGGCUGAGAAGAUAAAGAGGAGCAUGGGGACUUCCACCCCAUGAGAGAUUUAAGAUUAAGGGAGAGGAGAAGAGGAAAUGGGACUCCAUUUAAAUCAGUUAAAUUUAUUAAGGCUUUACUAGGUGCUUCAUUGACAAAAAAAAAAGCAUUUAUUAAGUGCCUAUUAUGUGCCAGGCAUUGUGCAAAAUCCUGGGGACACAUAGAAAGGCAAAAGAUAGUCUUUCCCUCAAAGAGCUCCAUUUUAAUGGGGAAAAUAAUUAACUGAGGGAAGGUACUAGAAUUAAUUAGGAGUUGGGAAGUUCCUAUAGAAGGUGGGAUUUUAGUUGGGACCUGAAGGAAACCAGGGAAGCUAGGAGAUAAGAAAUAAGAAAGGCCAUUCCAGACAUUGGGGACAGCCAGAGAAAAUGCCCAGAGCUGAGAGAUGGAGUGUCUUGUUCAUGAAAUAGCAAGCAAGAAGGCCAGUGUCACUGAAUCUAAGAGUAUGUAUGUGUCUAUAUGGGAUGGUGAUGUGAAGGAUAAGACUGGGGUGAAGUAGAAGGACUAGGUGAGACUAGAUUAUAAAAGGCUUUGAAUGUCAAACAGGAUUUUAUAUUUGAUCCUGGAGGCAAUAGGGCAUCACUAGAAUUUAUUGAGUAUGGGGAUGACAUGUUUGGACCUGUGUUUUGGAAAAUCACAAUGGGCUAAAGUAGUGGGCAGACCAAGCAACAGCCUAUUUCCAAUAGUUCAGCUAUGACGGGAUGAGAGCAUUAUAGAAAAUGGUUGAAGCCGUUUAGAGUUUACAAAAAACACUGGAAUCCUGCCCUCACGUGCCUCAUGUGGUGUUAUAGUCUAGCAGAAAGGUAAGAUAUAAGCAGGGGUGACUAUUAUCAGUAAUGUUCCAUAAGCACAUUAUAGUAGUACAAAAUAAAUUCCACGUGAGGGGGAAAGUCAUCACCAACAGGAGGAAUCACACAGCAUCUCAGUAAAGGUAAAGCCAGAUUGCAUCUUGCCUUCUAACAAGGAAGUCCCACAGGGCUAAAGCAAGGAAGUGUUAUCUUGGGCACAGGAUGUUCAUCCUAACUUAUGCAUCAAGGUGGCCUCCAACUCAAUUCACACCUUUAUUAAGUACUCCCUAUAUGUACAAAAGUGUGAUGGGUAUUACUUCCCUGCAAAAUGGGCUGAGAUCUACAUUUCUCUAAGGAGAAAGGGGCCAUAUUCUAUCCUGGAAAUACAUCUAGGUGUCCUAGAAAGAAGGCUUCAUCACCAACUGGCAUGCUAGGGAAGGUAGCUGCUGGUGAAAGGUAGGAUUUUGUUUUAAGGGAGAAGCCUGGUUUUGGAGGGGGUUAACAGUGUUGGUAUCUCAUAACCCUUCCAUAAGUCCACGUAAUGGCCCAUGGGAAUGGCAUGAAGCCUAGGCCAUUACAGUUCUCCCCAUGCCUAUUAGUCGAUUUCUGCCACCUCUGCCCCUGCUGUCUUAGCACACAGCCUUUCUCCAGAAAUGCCACUGGUUUCUGAGCUCCUGCCUGUCUCUGUGACUUGUGAACAUUGCUGUCCUGUGCCUGGGGUUCAUUGUAUGAACUGUGAACAGGGGCUCAUCUAUUUUAAACACAGAUGUUUACAGAAUAAAGGAUAUUUCAAAUCACA
Molecule: messenger RNA, 4843 nt
Organism: Monodelphis domestica (gray short-tailed opossum)
Lineage: Eukaryota; Metazoa; Chordata; Mammalia; Didelphimorphia; Didelphidae
Gene: RAB15
Product: RAB15, member RAS oncogene family
Biological process (GO): Rab protein signal transduction
Molecular function (GO): GTP binding; GTPase activity
Source: RefSeq, a predicted model, not a curated record